Molecule: messenger RNA, 1336 nt
Organism: Filobasidium floriforme
Lineage: Eukaryota; Fungi; Basidiomycota; Tremellomycetes; Filobasidiales; Filobasidiaceae
Exons: 8
Coding region: 223-1278 (351 amino acids)
Source: RefSeq, a predicted model, not a curated record
AGAGGCACGACUGGACGGGAACGAUGCCGACGUUUGGCAGUCGGUCGAGGGCAGAGGACUGGAUGGACGAGGAAGUAUACGUAGCGUCCGCUCGUACUCCGACAGAGCGUCCUCCAUCGAGCAUACUCGUCGACGACAGCAGCUGACAAAAUUUACACCUACCUGAAAGCGACAUACCUUUUGGUGCCCAUUUUUACUCUCGUUGGGUGCUGGGCUCUCGUCAUGCUGGCUGUAUACGCUUGGCCACCAACCAGUAACGAACGUCGGCUGCCCCCGGCCGAAAGGCCUCGGUAUCCUCACCCCUUCCUGUGGCCGCCUCUCAUCAUCGGAGUUCUCGCUAGCAUCACUAUGCAGGCAUUGAGAGACCCUGUCUUGGAAGCUAUCAGCAUGCUACCUGAACAACUCGGCAGGAUGUUCUCGCGUUCAGGGUUCACUGCGAGCAGGUCAAAGAGCACAAUACGGCUGCUUCUACUCGCUGCUCUAGGCAUUUUCCUUCACACUGCGAUGCAGGAACUCCUUCGAGUGAUUGCGCUUUACCUUUGCGAACCUCACUCGUCAACUAUGGUUACUACAACGCGGCUGUUUCAGCAGUCGUAUUACCUCGGCAUUGGCUGGGGAGCUGCAGAAGCCUUCUGGGGAAUUACGCGGGGUUGGUUCAGCGGUGUACGACUCUGGAGUGAUCUGCUGGACAAGGUGUCAGUUGAGCCGGUCGCAGAUCCUGAGAGGAACAUGUCCACGUCGACGGCCCAAGAUUAUGCUACGGCGACAUCUCAGCAAAUGGAGUCAGAGGUCGUUGUUGCGGAUGAUCAGUCUUCCGUUUCCAGUCUUGAGGAUGAAGAAGAUAACCUGUUAGCCAAGAUUGAGGCUUUGCAGCGCUUGCGCGGAAGGAAAGACCUGGAAGAUGCGUUGGGCAAACCGUUUCCAAACAUUGCGGUCGCUGUGCAUAUCCUCUGGCGACUGGACACGAUACUCCUCAACCUGGGUUUCACCCUCAUCGUAUCCGCUUUCUACUACAACACCGAACCGAUCUAUCACCGUCUUUCGGCUCGAUCGAGCUUGCCUUCUGGCAAAUAUGGCCUGACUCCGCUUGAUGAGCUCAAGCCGCAUAGACUCUUUCCUCUGGUCGUAGCCGGAGUGGCCUUGGCUCACUUCGUCAUCUCCUGGGUCUGGGCCGUUGGUGUUAGGCGUGUAGGGCUGUCGGCGGUGACUUGGGGAAGCUUGGUGGUAUCGCUAGCGGCAUUCUUUGCUGGGCUCGGCAGCUGGGGCGGACUCGUUUGAUGACCGUUGGCGUGAUUUCGGAAGUCUUCCCAGACUGGAUUUGUAACUAUGUUGAUAU